GCUCUGGGGGGGCACAUGUGUAUGGCGGCGAGGCGGGCGGGUACAUGGCGGGCUCUGUGGGACUGGCGUUGUGCGGGCAGACGCUGGUGGUGCGGGGCGGCAGCCGAUUCCUGGCCACCUCCACAGCAAGCAGGUGAGGGGGCCUUGGUCUUGGAACAGGGAGCCCAGGCUGCGGGCGCGCGUCGGGUCCCGGCGACCCCGCUUCUCCCGCACCGCUUGGUCGCACCUGCUCUGGAGUGACCCCGGGGAACCCCGCUCCGGCCUGCGAGCCCUCCGCCGCAGUCUCCGCCUGACCGCGUGUCUGCCCCUGGAGGGUGCGUUUUCGGCGCUCCCUCCCCGGCCGCCGGCGCGCUCCCUGUCCUAGAUGGCCGGUCUGCGGUGUUCUUGCCCGGUUAGCGCUGGGUCACUUCCGGUCUCCGCGGCGCCGGCUGGGACCGGGUGGGCAGAGCACGUGGGGCGUUGCUGACUAGUCAGCAAGGCCCGGCCGAACACGCUCUGGAGAACUGGGAAGAAGUGGGUCUCGGGUCUCCCUGUGAUGAUGACAGCCUCUUCAUUUAUGACUGCAGUGCUGCGGAAAAGAAGUCACAAGAAAAUAAAGGGGAGGACGCGCCCUUGGACCAGGGGAGCGGUGUGAUUCUGGCGUCCACCUUCUCCAAGUCUGGCAGCUAUUUUGCUUUAACCGAUGACAGACCGUGGCGAGGAGGUGUACAGCCCUGACCUUCAUAGCCUCUGAGGAGAAGGUCUUGGUGGCCGACAAGUCUGGAGACGUCUACUCCUUUUCGGUGCUGGAGCCACACGGGUGUGGCCAUCUAGAGCUGGGGCACCUGUCCAUGCUGUUAGAUGUGGCUGUGAGUCCUGAUGACCGCUUCAUCCUCACUGCCGACCGAGACGAGAAGAUCCGAGUCAGCUGGGCCGCGGCGCCCCACAGCAUCGAGUCCUUCUGCUUGGGGCACACAGAGUUUGUGAGCCGCAUCUCCGUGGUGCCCACUCAGCCCGGACUGCUUCUGUCCUCCUCUGGGGACGGUACCCUGAGGCUCUGGGAGUACAGGAGCGGCCGCCAGCUGCACUGCUGUCACCUGGCCAGUCUACAGGAGCUGGUGGACCCCCAGACCCCCCAGAGGUUUGCUGCGUCCAGGAUUGCGUUCUGGUGCCAGGAGAACUGCGUGGCGCUUCUGUGCGACGGCACUCCUGUGGUCUACAUCUUCCAGCUGGACGCCCACAGACAGCAGUUGGUGUACAGGCAGCAGCUGGUGCUCCAGCACCAAGUGUGGGACGUGGCUUUCGAGGAGACCCAGGGCCUGUGGGUGCUCCAGGACUGCCAGGAAGCACCCUUGGUGCUCUACAGGCCUGUGGGCGGCCAGUGGCAGUCUGUUCCUGAGAGCGCCGUGUUAAAGAAAAUCUCUGGUGUUCUUCGUGGGAACUGGGCCAUGCUGGAAGGCUCUGCUGGUGUGGAUGCCAACUUCAGCAGUCUCUACAAGGCCACGUUCGACAACAUGACCUCCUACCUGAAGAAGAAAGAGCAGAGACUGCAGCAGCAGCUGGAGAAGAAGCAGCAGCGCCGGAGUCCCCCGCCCGGGCCCAACGGACAGGCCAAGAAGAUGAGGCCCGGGGAGGCGACCUUGAGUUGCUGAUUGUGGCGGUCAGUGGUGCCUCUCACCUCAAAUUAGGAAAAGCUUUUUCACUUGUUCCCCUGCAUUCUGGCAUCUCCCUUCAAGAAGGAAAAGGUGAGGUCAGUUGUGAACAGCUCAGAGGACAGGACUGUCCCCUGGGCUCUAGAAAGAACAUUCUGUGUCACCAGCACAGGCUCUUGCUGGGUGCCUGUGCCCCCUUUCUGGUUGAAGGGAAGCCAGACCAGUGGAGUGGAAACUCUUGAAGCACUUCCUUUUCACGUUGGAGGCCGCGUGCGAGCCUGUGGUGGCGGCAGCUGUCUGUGUUUCUGCUGUUCUCCUCUGCCCUUCAUGUCUGCUGCGUCUUCCUCUAGGAGCAUCUGUGGGCCGAUGUUUCUGGCACGGUGGACUUUUUCAUGUUGUUCCCGCCGUCUCAGCGUCCAGGUGAUGCGCUGCCCCGCAGUAGCUGCUCGCCACACAGGCUGUUGAAACGCAGCAUGAACGCUUCAGCCCGCCCCAGCCCCAGCCCCAGCCAUACCCCUGUGCUCAGGAGCUGCUCCUGGAGAGUGGCUCCCCUGUGGGAAGUGAGAAAUGUGUUUCGGAGUCGCAGGGAGCUCUGUCCGGCAGCGCUGGGGCAGACGGUGAACUUGUUUCAGGAAGUGUGAGCACACGGGCCCGGCUGGCACCCGGUUUACAGGGAGGUGAUUGAGGACGUCGUCGUGAUUUGAUUUGACCUUGGCACACACUGCAGAGCCGCAGGGAUGUUGCUGAAUUUCAGUCACCAAUCAGCAAGGAUGAACCUUCUCAACUUCCUGGAAUGUUUAGCAGCAACAUAAUGUACCAAGCAAAAUGCCUGGGUGCCUGCACUGUGUGUGAGUGAGGUGCGCACUGUGUGAUUUGGGAAGAGGCUUCUGCAAUGGGCAGGCUUUUGGGUGUAUCACAUAAUUUGUUCAGGCCGGCUCCUACCUGCUCUCCAGUGAUGAAGUCUCCACACAGGAACAGGUUCAUGCUGGCGAUGACUUUGAUGUGGGGUAUCGCUGGUGACUUAGAAUCCUUUUGUGUAUCAAAAGCUGGAAUGCUUCAAAU
Molecule: messenger RNA, 2693 nt
Organism: Chlorocebus sabaeus (green monkey)
Lineage: Eukaryota; Metazoa; Chordata; Mammalia; Primates; Cercopithecidae
Gene: WDR4
Product: WDR4 tRNA N7-guanosine methyltransferase non-catalytic subunit
Biological process (GO): tRNA modification; RNA (guanine-N7)-methylation
Cellular component (GO): tRNA methyltransferase complex; nucleus; cytosol
Molecular function (GO): protein binding
Source: RefSeq, a predicted model, not a curated record